Struthio camelus australis is the source of this 6449-nucleotide messenger RNA. It is a transcript of the gene KIF3C, whose product is annotated as kinesin family member 3C. The record is from RefSeq and is a predicted model, not a curated record. Gene Ontology annotation, biological process: mitotic spindle organization; microtubule-based movement; spindle elongation. Gene Ontology annotation, cellular component: microtubule associated complex. Gene Ontology annotation, molecular function: microtubule motor activity; microtubule binding; ATP binding. NCBI's taxonomy places the organism in Eukaryota, Metazoa, Chordata, Aves, Struthioniformes, Struthionidae.
GCCAGCGGGAGGAAAACAAAACCCUGGACUCUGAUCCAUGCCUGUUUCCCGGGGAGUGGCCGGGGCAAUUGUCUGUCUCCUAACGCGCGGGACCGUCGGGAAGCUGCAGCAUCAUGAUGGCCAACAAACCCCGGAGCAGCGAGGCGCUGAAGGUGGUGGCCCGCUGCCGCCCCAUGAACAGGAAGGAGGAGGCAGCAGGGUAUGAGAGGAUCUUGGAGAUGGACGUGAAACUGGGUCAAGUGACCAUCCGCAACCCCAGGGCCUCGCCGGGGGAGCUGCCCAAAACGUUCACCUUCGACGCUGUCUACGACGCCAGCUCCAAACAGGCGGACCUGUACGACGAAACGGUCCGGCCGCUCAUAGACUCUGUGCUGCAGGGGUUCAACGGGACCAUCUUUGCCUACGGCCAGACAGGGACUGGUAAGACGUACACUAUGCAAGGGGCCUGGGCCGAGCCGGAAAAGAGGGGCAUCAUUCCCAUUUCCUUCGAGCACAUCUUCACCCACAUCUCCCGGUCACAGAACCAGCAGUACCUUGUGAGGGCCUCGUACUUGGAGAUCUACCAGGAGGAGAUCAGAGACCUCCUAGCGAAGGACCAGAGCAAGAAGCUGGAGUUGAAGGAGAACCCCGAAACGGGGGUUUACAUCAAGGACCUCUCCUCCUUCGUGACGAAAAACGUCAAAGAGAUCGAGCACGUCAUGAACCUGGGGAGCCAGACCCGGUCAGUGGGCAGCACCAACAUGAACGAGUACAGCUCCCGCUCCCACGCCAUCUUCCUCAUCACCAUCGAGUGCAGUGAGACGGGGCUGGAUGGUGAGGAGCACAUCCGGGUGGGCAAGCUCAACCUGGUGGACCUUGCUGGCAGCGAGCGCCAGAGCAAAAUGGGUGCCCACGGAGAGCGCCCCAAGGAAGCGUCCAAGAUUAACCUCUCCCUCUCUGCCCUGGGCAAUGUCAUCUCAGCUCUAGUCGAUGGCAAAAGCACACACAUCCCCUACAGAGACUCCAAGCUGACCCGUCUGCUGCAGGACUCCCUGGGGGGCAACGCCAAGACAAUCAUGGUGGCCACCUUGGGCCCAGCCUCUCACAGCUACGAUGAGAGCCUCUCUACCCUCAGGUUUGCCAACAGGGCCAAGAACAUCAAGAACAAGCCCCGGGUGAAUGAGGACCCCAAGGACACGUUGCUACGGGAGUUUCAGGAAGAGAUUGUCCGGCUGAAAGCCCAGCUGGAGAAACGAGGCAUGCUGGGGAAGAAGAGGCGAAGGAGCAGCCGGAGGAAGAAAGCAAUGGAUGGAGAAAGUGCCAUGGAGAACGAAGGGGAGGAUGACAAUGAGGACGGCCUGGAGAAGAACAUGGAGAAUUACUUGAAGGAGCAAAAGGAGAGGCUGGAAGAGGAGAAGGCAGCUAUUCAGGAUGACCACAGCCUGGUGAGCGAGGAGAAGCAGAAGCUGCUGGAGGAAAAGGAGAAGAUGAUAGAGGACCUGCGGAAGGAGCAGGAGGCCACGGAGCUACUGGCCACCAAGUACAAGGCCAUGGAGAGCAAACUGCUCAUCGGUGGCAGGAACAUCAUGGACCACACCAACGAGCAGCAGAAGAUGCUGGAGCUGAAGCGGCAGGAGAUAGCUGAGCAGAAACGCCGGGAGAGGGAGAUGCAGCAGGAGAUGUUGCUGCGGGAUGAGGAAACCAUGGAGCUGAGGGAGACUUACACAUCUCUGCAGCAGGAGGUGGAGAUCAAAACCAAAAAGCUGAAGAAGCUGUAUGCCAAGCUGCAGGCUGUAAAGGCAGAGAUUCAGGAUCAGCACGACGAGUACAUCCGAGUCCGUCAGGACCUGGAGGAGGCACAAAACGAGCAGACGCGGGAGCUGAAACUCAAGUACUUGAUCAUUGAGAAUUUUAUCCCACCGGAAGAGAAGAAUAAAAUCAUGAAUCGCCUGUACUUUGACUGUGAAGAGGACCAGUGGAAGUUCCAGCCGCUUGUGCCUGCUGGAGGAAACAGCAGCCAAAUGAAGAAGAGGCCUACCUCUGCAGUGGGCUACAAGAGACCCAUUAGCCAAUAUGCCCGUGUGGCCAUGGCUAUGGGAUCUCAUCCUAGGUACCGGGCUGAGAACAUCAUGUUCUUGGAGCUGGACCUCUCCCCUCCAGCCGUGUUUGAGUUUGAACGGACCAGGGACCCGGCUGAGCAGGACCCACGAGCUCUCCACCUGGAGAGGCUGAUGCACCUGGACAGCAUCCUAGAACGGCCAGCAGCCUCCAGGGUGAGGAAGUCUAGGUCCUGGUGCCAGACCCCACGGUCACUGCCAUCCUCAACCACGCAUGUUUCCCUCACCUCCAGUUCCCCGCGCACCUCCACGAUGCCAGCUCAGGAGUGACAUCCUGGACCCCCUUGUCCCUGACACCUUCACACAACAAAGACUGUGCCCCGUGGACGGCUGCCUUCCAGCACGAGGGGCCAAGGAAGGGGCCCCAGCUGGCCGCAUCUCCAUCAGUCCCAGUUCGUCUUUGUCUUCAGCUACUUUGUGUGCGCGUGUGUUUGUGUGAGACAUUCAUAAGCAGCUCCCAGCGGGAUGAGAGCUGCCCCCUCUUUCCUUCUCACCCCCCACCCCCCUAAUCUGGAUCUGUCACUUUAUUUAUUUAAUGUAUUUAUUUAUGGAGUGGUUGAUGAUGCAGAGUCAGGAGGCGCAUUCAGACUGCAGGACAUCCAAGGCUAGCAGUGCGCACCAUGCAGAUGACUUCUCUGGUAGUCUCAGCUCCCGCCUCUCCCCACAACACUGUUGCAACAACCGUGCAAGACCGGAACCUGUACCAGGAAUGCAGCUGGAGUGGGUGCGAGCUGCGUUUCCUUUGUGCCACCGAUGUACUGCCCACCUCUAAUGUACAGUUGUAUUCCUCAGAGCAGAUGAGAGAGAGCAAGCUCCCUCACUCUGAUGGCUUUGGCACAAGAUGAGACAACUCAGAACUCUCCAUGCUACCGUUUGCUUUGCUGGAUCCCACCCGAAUUUCCGGGUUUAUGCACCCGGUCAUGGCAACUUCUACAGGAAUUUGGAGACUUUCUCGUGGUAGAAUCUUAAGUUGGGCUUGUUAAAGACCAAGAGAGACUCUCCAUGCUGCAUCAACAGUGGUGGCAGCAAUGACAUCUCACUGACUUCUGGGCAUGACUGUCACUCUGUGAAUGCCAGCUCAAUCCACAAAGAGGGGUUGCAAAUUAACCAAACAAAGUCAGUCUCAAUACUCCUGGGACUUUGUUCAUCUGUGCCACCUUCUGGAGAUGGCCGGUCCUGCCCUGUUAGGUUGUCUGACAUCCAAUUUGCUUCAGUCCUUGACUAAGUGGGUGUAUAACUCGUUAGAGCAAGAACAGCAGAUGGAAAUCUCCAUCCCAGUCCACCGACCCCUCCCAAAGAAACACAGAGCUUGGGGAGCAACAUUAUCAAACUAAGUGAAACCAGAGAGGACAUUGUCCACCAUCCUGGCAACUAAAGGCAGUGAAGAAAUGCAGGGCAAAUUGGUGAUGCCAGGAGAAGUGGCUCUCCUCUGGGCUGGGUAAUAUUACACAGCAUUCAUGUGAUAGUCUGGAGAACAUUUCUGGCCACUGCAUGGGCUGCGGAGGGGGAGAUAAUGGAUAUGAAAUGGAUAAUGCAUAAGAGAGGGACAAGCAAGAGAUGGAUGAAAAAGGGGCAAGCAAUAAAGAACCUGUCUGGCACAAAGCAGAGAAAUUUAAAACCCAUCUCUGAAAGUGCCAGGCCAGCAACUUGGGCAUAGGAAGCUACAGUCUACCUGGGAUGGCUUUCAGGUGUGUGGCGAUGGGGGUGAUCAAGUUGUUUUACAGAAUGCCAAUGAAUGAGAGAGUGACUCACCUGGUUCAUGCGGGAAGAUAUGGGUCUUGAAAUGGAUAUAUUCUGAAGCUGGUCACUGGGGAGGCAAAAGUGAAAAGAGUAUAGGUAGGAACACUGUUUUCUAGAGAUCAAGAGAAUUUCCCUUUGAGGACUGUUCAUGACUCAUCCUGAUGCCUCCUGCACUUAGGACCUCUUCCAGGCCCUGUGGGAGGGAGGGAGAGGAAUGAGGCAGUGAAGUGGACAGGAGAUAUCAGUUGCAUCUACUUUAAAGCAGUGAUAGUCCUACCUAAAAACGUCCCAGCAGCACUCUCCAUGUGGCUGGGCUGUGGGGUGAACAGACCUUCAAGCUGUUCUGACACGUUCCCUGCUCUACUGUUCCUCUUUCUUCUGUAACAUCAUCCUGCCUUGCAUUCUUGAUCUUUGCCCUGUGCUACCAUCUUCCCUUCCCUGCCUAUAUCCCAUAACACCUUCUGCCUCUCUGAAAUCUUUGUCCUUCUUCUCUCCUAUUCCAGAGGGAAGUAACUGAGUUGAGGAUUAUUUUGAGAAGCUGUAGGCUGCUCCCUCCUCCUAGGACUGAACUUAUUCCCUCAAGCAGCAGCUGGGUCUGUUCCUUCCAUCCACAAGACCUGCUCAAAGUUCAGAGAAGCCUAGUCCCAGGCACUGUAGCUAUGGAGAGCAAAGGCCCAUCCUUGCAAAGCCCCCUGCUAUUUAAAAGAACCCAUCAUGUGGUAGGAUGUUGAAUUGUCUCAUGGGUUUCCAUCCGAACACAAGCUUGCCUUGAAAUCCUAUAUGUGGACAGGGAAUCAAAGAGCGAACGUAGGUUCUGUCGGAGUGAGGCUGCACGGUGGUGGAGGGAAGGGAGUCACCGUGAAGGAAGAGUGCCCAAGCCUCCUCAGCACAGGAUAUGGCCGUGGAACUGGCCUGUCCCACCAUCCUCUUUCACAGAUGGAGGAGAAGGGUGUACAAGGAAGGGAGUUUUAGGAGCGGAAGACUGUUGUCUUUCACAGAUUAUGGUGUGUUCUUUAUGUCCACAAACGCCACCAAUACCCAGUGUACUGUCCAUAUACAUCACAUGAAGCAUAUUGGCUCUGGAACUUAUGAAACCCAUUGGACCAAAGAGACCCACUUCUUUCUCUCUUUCAUUUUCAGGCUAUCCUCUGGGAGUAAGGGUCAGAAAGUAUAGACCUAAGGAAGGGAAGAAAUUGUCUACAGGGCAGCCUGCAGAAAUAUUCUUCUUCCUUUCUUUCUUGGUUUUGCAGUUUCCCAUGUUCACCUUCAGCCAGAUACACAGCUAGCUAAGGCCUGACAUGGUGAACAGGUGACAGAUUCUCAUUUACCACCAUUCUCUGUCCGGAGCACAGGAGAUAAAGCUCAAGAGAAGAUAGUUUCCUCUCGUUCCCCCUUGCUUAUCCCAGGCCAUGGUACGUCUCCCACAGCACCCAGUCUCCAGAGGGACUUUCCUGUGCCACGGCAAAGGACACAGUUCCGACAGACUGUGGCCACAAUGGGAUCCACAUGGAAACCCUCCCAGCUGUGUCAGUCAUCCCACCGGACACACCUCCCGGCUGGUGACAGGCAUCAGAGAUUUGACACAGACUGUGGGUGUUAGGAUGCAUCACUUGCCCUGCUCUGAAUUUGGCUUUUGGGGCUUUUAUGUUCUAGGAAGGCCCCACAGCUAGAUGUCCCCUGUUGAUGGUGUUAAGACAGGCAUGUGUGGCUGUGUGCAUGCAUGUGAUGAGUAUCUGUGUGCAGAGAACAGGGGUGAGUUGCUUUCAAUGUCCAAGUGCUGCUUUCGACGCCUCUGCUGUGUGUAGGUCUGAAAAAUCUCAUGUGCGCUCUCUUUCUCUACCCGCUGCUGCCAAAAACCUCACAAUCUUCUCAGCACAAAACCCAAGGAAGGUUGUAAAUAUAUAGUGAUUAUUUAAGAUGAGAAGCAACAAGCUAGCACUGGUGUCUUCCCUCUGCCUUGGUACAACAGGCUGGGUCACUCCACAGCCUCACUGCAUUGCUGCAACAAACUCAGAUGUAUAUUUGUAAUGUUCUUUGUUCUUUGUAUGUUGGUGUGUAUGUAUUUACAUAUGAAUGUAUGUGGGUGGGUGUGUGGGUGCGAGCUUGGGUAUGUAGCCGGGGAUCUAUUUACCUUCAAUGUGAGUGACUGUACAGGGGGGCAAAUUCCAGAGGGGGUUGGUGGGCUGGGUUUGGGCUUUUUUUUGUUUGUUUAUUUAGUGGGGUUUUUUUGUUUGUUUGUUUCAGAUUUGGAUUUUUUUUUUUGCAGGGCGUGGGUUUGGGUCUGUUUUGGAUUGAUUGACAAGGUGAGGGCCUUGAUUAGGACCAAAUUUUCGUGCCUGUUGCUAUGGUGAUUUAUUUAGAAAUCAAAAGUUUACUGUAUGGUGGCCCAUCCUUGUCACUCUAUACAUAUAAUAUACAGGACAUAUUAUAAAUAUAUAUAUAUUAUACAUACUGUAUGGAGAGAGGUCAUUAAUCUCACACCCCCUCCCCCCCCGGCUUUGGAUGGACACCUCUUCAAUAUUCUGUAAUGUAGCUUUGACUCCGUGCUGGAAACGAACAGAAAGUGCCAGCACCCUUCAAAAAGCGGCAAUGACAACAAUAAAGGAAUGAGCA